GGGCGACUAACACUAGACAAGGUUAGGUUGUAUUUAUGCAACAAUUGGAAUUUGCAAAACCACAACUAGUGUAUCAUCUCAAGUUUGCCCUAAUUUCACCCAUAUUACCCACACCUUCACUGCAAAAAAGUGUCAAAAUUCUCUGUAUAAUACUCCAACUGUUACUUUCUCCGGCGAACUUCCGAUUUCCAUCCUCUCUCUCUAUAUAUACUUAAAUACGUACAUUUGUGUGUGUUUGAGAUACAUCUAUUUGGUUUUCUUUUCUUUCGAUAAAUAAGUGGAUAAAUUAGUUUGGGAGGUGCACAAAGAUGGCUGCGGAGAGUUCGACGGCAGCGGCGAGCGGCAGAUCUGGCGGCGGAGGACCAUCGGCGGAUUCGUACAUUGGCAGCUUGAUAAGUUUGACUUCGAAGAGCGAGAUCAGGUACGAAGGGAUACUCUACAACAUCAACACCGAAGAGUCUAGCAUUGGCUUACGCAACGUGAGGUCGUUUGGUACCGAAGGUCGGAAGAAAGAUGGUCCGCAGGUCCCUCCUAGCGACAAAGUUUAUGAAUACAUACUAUUCAGAGGAAGUGAUAUCAAGUCUCACUAUCCGCGUCCAUCAGCUCCAACUGCAAGCAUGCCUGUGGCAGCCCCAAACGGCUCAUUGCCAGACCAUGGCUCCCAUUCUUCACAAAUGGGACUGCCUGGAUCGACUUUCCAAAACAACAUGCAUUUAUAUCAACCUGGUGGGAACUUGAACUCAUGGGGACCUUCUUCGGCAAACCCAAAUAGCAGUGGCCUGGCCAUGCCAAUGUACUGGCAGGGAUUCUGUGGCACACCUAACGGCUUGUCUAUUCCUCCUACGGGGCAUCAGAUGCAAUUUUCGGGCAUUAAUUCAUCUCUGCCAACAGCUUCAUCUACUCUGCCAGAUUACCAGUCAUCCUUGGUUCCGAACAGCACAAGUUCCUCUACUUUGACUCCUAAUACUUCGUCUACUUCCCCAAUCUUGUCUUUGAACGUGCCCCCUCUGCAGCCCAUCCCGCUUGUAUCUGGAACAAUGAGUAAUCCACUUCAAAACAAAGCUCCCCCAGUUUCUGUCUCUGGUAUCCUGUCAUCAAGUCCGAACUCUAGCCUUCCAUCUUUAGCUCAACUUCCGACUUCAAUUCCUUCUGAUGCCGGACUACAUUCGGUUGCUAGCAAACCUAAUCCAAUACCUGGUCCAGCAGCUGCGGGUCAGCAAAGUAUAUCAGAGCCCGGACGGCCAUCUUUUUCUCGGCCAUCUGGCUCUGUUCUUACAGAAAAGCAUACGCCCCCACUUGUAACUCCUGGUCAACUUCUGCAAUCUGCACCACCUACUAUCUCUGCACCUCAAACGUCACAGACAUUGCAGAAGGAUGUCGAGGUGGUCCAAGUGUCAUCUAAACCGCCGCCAGAGGCGUCAGUGCCAGCAACAUUGGAAGCUCAGCCACCAAUAUUACCUUUACCGGCAAACGCAAGAGCUCAAAAGCAUAAUGGAGGUGGUUAUCACAUGCGGAACAAUUACAGAGGGCGUGGCGGAAGAGGAUCUGGGAUCUCACGCCCUGUUGCUAGAUUCACAGAAGAUUUUGAUUUCACAGCAAUGAAUGAGAAAUUCAAUAAAGAUGAAGUGUGGGGUCAUUUGGGAAAGAGUAACAAAUAUCAAUCCAAAGAUGAUGAAAAUGAAAGUGAUGAAGAAGAUGAUUCACAGGUUGAGGAUGAUGCUGAAUCACCAAAGAUUGAGAUCAAGCCUGUUUAUAACAAAGAUGACUUUUUUGACUCCAUAUCCUGCAAUUCACUGCAAAAUGACCCGAAUCAUGGAAGGACUAGGUAUUCUGAGCAAAUGAAGCUGGAUACUGAGACAUUUGGAGAGUUUUCAAGGUACCGAGGUCGUGGUGGACGUGGGCCCGGCCGUGGUGGCGGUCGGUUUCGUGGGUCGUACCAUGGGAGGGGUUAUGGUGGAUAUGGCGGCUAUGUGGGAAGGGGCCGUGGUAGAGGUAUGCAUGGCCGUCCUUCCUAG
Molecule: messenger RNA, 2015 nt
Organism: Striga asiatica
Lineage: Eukaryota; Viridiplantae; Streptophyta; Magnoliopsida; Lamiales; Orobanchaceae
Source: the annotation of a GenBank genome assembly